Spathaspora passalidarum NRRL Y-27907 is the source of this 2176-nucleotide messenger RNA. RefSeq names its product Dem1p (gene DEM1). The record is from RefSeq and is a predicted model, not a curated record. Bases 219 to 2072 code for a protein of 617 amino acids. Gene Ontology annotation, biological process: interstrand cross-link repair. The transcript has a single exon. Gene Ontology annotation, cellular component: nucleus; mitochondrion. NCBI's taxonomy places the organism in Eukaryota, Fungi, Ascomycota, Pichiomycetes, Serinales, Debaryomycetaceae. Gene Ontology annotation, molecular function: single-stranded DNA 5'-3' DNA exonuclease activity.
AAAAUUAGUAGUCAAUAAAUGGUGAAUGGAGCGGUUUGUCGAGAGAGUACCAGCUCUUUACUACGAACACUAUUCACUAGAUUACUUAUCCGAGCUAGCUAAUUCGUGUUAUUACAAAGGAAUAAACCAAACUACCAAACUAAAAAACCCCCAUUUUUCGCAAUGACAAAAUAGUCAAAAAAACACCAGUCCGCCCAUACACAACAAGCCAAUUACUAAUGAUGAAACAACUUUCAAAACAAUUUCAACGGAAAUUACACAUAUCCCCAGUAGUAUCACUACCUGAAACAACUAAAAUACAUAUCCCCACACAAGAAGAGGAAGAUGCCGAGAUCCAUUCCAUACUUGUAAAGCUUGUAAAACCAAAAGACGAUACUCCCCCUUUGACAGACCCCAGUUUAAUAGCACUAUAUAACAAUUGGCGAUUGCCUGUCACGUCACAAUUGCCAUUACAAUCACCAAACAAGGAACUCACUCCGUUUGAAUUCUAUUCUAAACAUAACAGCAGCAAGUCAUAUGUGAACAAUCCCCGUUUAGGAGUCACGCGUAUGCUAAACAGCAGCUGGUGUGAAUUGAGACAAUACUAUCAAAUCUAUGCCGGAUCACCAACGGUUGAACCGACAGAGGCGAUGCAAAUGGGAUCGGAGGUUCAUUUAAAUUUGGAACGAGAGAUUCAUCCUGAAGUUGAUGUCACCACAGUGGAAAUGUUACUCAAGGAGAAUUUUAAAAAGAUUAGGGACAGAGGAAUCCUUACUAAUGAACAGCUGAAAAUGUUGAACCACUUGAUUUUUACGUCUGAAGGCAGAAAGCAAGUCACGGACUGGGCCGAUGCAAUCAUUGGCAGGUUGUUUACUUUGCUCACUACAGGAGAGGCCAGGGAGAUUAUGGUGCACGGAUAUAUAAACUUUGACCAACGGGUAUUUGUUCACGAUAUUGAAGAGUUGCCUAGAGGGCAAGAGAACAAGAAGGUUUUAAUCAGUGGGAUAGUUGAUCAUUUCAUAUUGGAGAACAAAGAUUUGGGCAAAUAUACCUAUUUUAAAGAACACGAGUCAUUGUUUGAUGAUUUUGACGAGUAUCUUCUGUUUGAAAUGCCCGAAUUCAAAAACGAAGAACACAAAGUUGACUUGAACAAGUUCUUUGAGUCUGCCCGGGAAAUCGUGCACAAGCACAAGGAUAAAUACAACUUGAUUUUGACCGAUGUCAAAACCAGGAAAUCAGAUUUUGCACCCAAACAACAAUCAGUGCUUGCCUCAGCAAAACUUCAAACUUUCUACUAUAGACACAUGUUUGAAUUGUUAUCCGGAAAUCCUGAAUUCGGUUAUUACAGUCUUUUAGCAAAUGCCCAAAAGAAAGGAUUCAACAUUGAUGAACCAUUGAGCAUAAUCGCAGUAUUCACUAUCCUCCGAUCAAACUAUAAAUUAUUCUUUACUGAUUUCAUGAAACUAGCCAACGGUGAGCCCAUCGGAUUUGCUCCAUAUGACAGCGACGUUAACUCGGAACCAUAUGAAUUCGGUAAAGUGUUUCAAAUGAGUGAUGAAUUCUCGUGGGAUACCCCCAAGCACGACAAGUUUCUCCAACGGAUGGGUGAACUUGACACUGAUGUAGAUUAUCAAGAAAUUCUCGUGCCGUUGCUACGUACCUGGAAAACGGCACCUACCUUGCGAUACCUCGCAGCCCGAGCCAGCCAAUUCUACAACUUAUUCCAUGGAAUUGCCAUCCCCAAGACCAAGAUCGAGUAUACUAGCACGCAAACCGGGAAAGUGUUUGAAACGAGAACAUACUCGUACAAUUAUGACGAGUUAGAAAGUAGUAUUGAGGAGGGAUGUUCAUUUUGGGAUGGGAGCAGGGAUCCCGAGCCCACGAUUGAUUUGUCACGAUGCACUUAUUGUCAAUUUAAAAGUAAAUGUGUGGUUCCUAAUGGUGGAGGUGGAGAUAAAACCAGAUCAAGAACUGAUAUCGUACGGCAAUUUUUACAUGAUUAUGAGGAACCGCCCGAAGAUCUUGAUUUGGAAACGGCGAUACUUGCGGAAAGCACAAGGAAGGUGCCUGAAACUGAUAUAGGAAGUUCAUGAACGGGUCUAUUGGGUAUGUGGUCUGAAGUUAUCUGGAUCUAGGGUAGUGGUUUUUCAUCUUCAGCCAAUUGAGUUUAUGCUGAAACAUGUAGAUGUUUUCGCGU